AUGGAUAGUUUGUAUGGUGAUUUACCACCUCCAGUUUCUAGUAAUAAAAAAACAGGAGGAAAUAAUGAAAAGAAAAAUUCGAUAAAUGAAGAUAAGAAUAAUUAUAUUGAUUUCAAUAAAUUUUUAAUAACUCCAGCUAUUGUUCAAAAAAAAAUUGCAAAUAUAAAAAAGGAAAACAAAGAAUUGAAAAAACAAAAUUCAAGUAAUGAAGAUGAACAAAAUGAAGGACAAAGUGAUGAUGAAGAAGAUAUAUUCUGUAACCAUGUGAAAGAAGGAAAUGUCAAAAAUAAAGAUGAAGAAAAUAAUUUAAAUAUAGAAAAAAAAGCAAAAAUAAAUGAAAGUACGAAUAUAGAAAUUAUCAAUAUAAAUAAAUCAAUUCAAGAUGAUUUAAAAAAAAUUAGUGACCGGUUAAAUAAAAUUCAACAUAAUUAUAAAAAUGAACAAGUAGCUAUAAAUAAUAACAAAAAUAAUCAAGAAAUAUUUAUUAACAACAAUUUUGAAACAAAUAUGAAAAAUACAAAAUCUAAUAAUUAUCAAAUGGAUAAUCUUAUAAAUCAUGAAAAUAUUGGAAAUGAUACAUUUCAAUAUGAUUUAUAUGAAAAAUAUUUCAUAUCAAAUGCAAAUGAAGAUUAUGAACCAAGUAAGCCUAAUGAUCUUAUUAAAAUAAUAAAAGAAAGAAAAAGGAAAAAAAUUAUUAUGCUAGCUGAACAGAAGAAAAAAUUAGAAAUGGAAGAAAUGGAUGAUUCUCCAGAGAAAGAUACAAAUAAUGUAAAUUAUAAUGAAAGAAAAAAUUAUAAUAUAAAUUCAUUACAUAAUAUUGAAUUAGAUCAUGAGAAUAAGAGGAAAUUGAAUGAAUAUGAUGAAGUAAAAAUAAAUAAAGAAAGAGAUAUAAGAAAAAGUACAGAAAAUAAUAUGUCAAAUAAUUUAUCUCAUGAUGAUGAUUAUACAUAUAAUUUUGAUAAUAUUAAUCAUAAUGAAAAUUCAUAUAAUUCAAAUGAUGAUAAGAAAGAUACAACAACUUCAAAGAAAGAUUUUGCUACUAGAAUGAUGGAAAAAAUGGGUUGGAAAAAAGGAGAAGGCUUAGGUAAAGAUAAACAAGGUAUUAAGGCACCACUCAUUUUAAAAAAAGUAGAUAAAAGAAGUGGGGUUAUUGUACAAGCACCAGUUAUUUUAAAAAAUAAUGAUUCAAAUAAUAAAGGUCAUAAUUUAUCAAUACAAAAUGAAUGUACCAGAAUAGUUCACCUAACUAAUUUAGUUACUCCAGAUGAAGUAGAUGAAACUUUGAAAGAAGAAAUUGAAGAAGAAGCAUCCAAAUUUGGAAAUUUAUUAAAUAUAAAUAUUAUAGUUGAUAAAAAUUUACUUGAUGCACUUGCUGUCAAAAUUUAUUGUGAAUAUGAAUCAAAAGAUCAGGCGCAAAAUGCUCUCAAUACAUUCAAAGGUAGAACAUUUGCAGGAAGAAAAGUCCAAGCCUCUUUUGCUACUGAGGAAGAGUACACAACUCUUGAAAAUAAUGAUUGA
This is a messenger RNA of Plasmodium gaboni, 1518 nucleotides long. Its product is annotated as putative RNA-binding protein. Gene Ontology annotation, biological process: mRNA cis splicing, via spliceosome. Gene Ontology annotation, cellular component: precatalytic spliceosome. Gene Ontology annotation, molecular function: RNA binding. Bases 1 to 1518 code for a protein of 505 amino acids. The record is from RefSeq and is a predicted model, not a curated record. Lineage: Eukaryota; Apicomplexa; Aconoidasida; Haemosporida; Plasmodiidae. The transcript has a single exon.